AUGUCGUUCAGCUUCGGCGGCACUCCCGCAUCAUCAGGCGCGAAUACUGGCAAUAUCUUCGGAUCUGCAUCAGGCUCUGGUAAUAGCGGAGGAAGCCUUUUUGGCAAUGCCAAUGCCGGAGGCAGUGGGUCGAACAAUAAUGCAUCAGGCGGAGGCCUCUUCGGGGCGCAGAACCCAUCAGGAUCAAGUGGUUUCUCGUUUGGCGCUAAAUCAGAUGCAACGGCCUCGUCGACGCCCACAUUCAGCUUCGGUGCACCUGGCACGCCUGCGAAACCUCCCAACUCUUCCGGUGCUGGAUCUACCACCCCAGCUGCCAGUAACCCUUUUGGUGGCAACCUCUCGACUACCCCAGCUGGCCCUCCACCAUCUUCUGCAGGAUUGGGUGCCAGCACAGGCGGCAGCUUUCUAAGUGGUGGGAAUGCAGCUGGCAAUGCCUCCAAACCCAGUCUAUUUAGCUUUGGCAAUACCGGUCCAGCGUCGACUAGCUCAUCGGGCACCACGACGCCUGCUCCCUCUGGCGGUGGCCUAUUCAGCACCCAACCUGCUGCGUCUUCUGCUGCAGCGCCUGCGACUAUCCCUUCGUUCAGCUUUGGUGCUGCUAAACCGGCACAGCCCUCCUCUAGUAAUCCAACUGCUCCUGGGCAAAGCAAUCUCUUCAGCCAGCCCACCCCCAGCAGUGGAGCACCUCCAGGAAACCUCCUUGGGUCAACGCCGUCGAGCGGUGCAAGCACGCCGAACCUCUUUGGCCAGAAGCCAGCAACAAGUCAGCCGCAGCAAUCACAACCUGCACCCUCGCAGCCUUCUGGCGGCGGUCUCUUCGCAAAGCCAGCAGCAACGUCCAGCAGUGAUGCUGCAGCUAAGCCGGCCUUCUCUUUCCAGGCACCAGGCGGCACCACGCCGCCUUCAGAUUCAACCCCGAAGCCAGCCUUCUCAUUCGGUCAGCCAGCGUCUGCGCAGUCCUCGGCACCUUCGACCAGUGCCGAAGCGCCAAAGGGAGGAUUGUUUGGAGCAACUCCAGCUCCAGCUUCAUCUUCAGCUGCCCCGACCCUUUCGCUCUUCGGCACCACGCCCGCCGCAACUACUUCAGCAGCUACGACAGCCACAACAACCUCUACUGCACCUGCGACAUCGGCUCCAGCUUUUAGCUUUGGAGCAUCCAAGACAGCAACGGCUCCCGCCUCAGGUCCUGCCAACACGCCUGCAUCUGGAUUCAACUUCGGCAACAAUACAACGUCCACGACAGGCGCAGCUGGGACUACAGCACCCGCGGGUGCCGCAGCAUCGACAUCUGGACCUGCGCCUCCUUCGCAGUCCCGGCUGAAGAACAAGACUAUGGACGAGAUUCUUACGAGAUGGGCAACCGACUUGACAAAAUACACUAAAGAAUUCAAGGCACAUGCUGACACUUUGGCGCGGUGGGACCAAAAGAUCGUGGACAAUAGCUCGAAGAUUGACAAACUCUACGUCAAGACCCGGACUUGUGAGAAGCAGACGAUGAGCGUUGAGAUGCAGCUCACUGCGGUGGAGAACCAGCAAGCUGAGUUGGAGGCCUGGCUGUCAAAGUACGAAACCGAUGUUGAUGAAAUGCUGGCCAAGGAGGGCUCCAAUCCGACCGAGCUUGGCGGACCUGACCAGGAACGCGAGAAAACUUACAAGCUUGCUGAGAAGCUCUCGGAGCGCCUGGACGACAUGGGCUCUGAUCUUGAGUCGAUGGUGGAAGAGGUCAAUGCCGCCAACGCCAGCCUGAGCAAAACUGGCAAGGCCGAUGAACCUAUCACGCAGAUCGUCAAGAUUCUCAACAACCAUCUCAAUCAAUUGCAAGCCAUCGAUCAAGGUGCAUCAACCCUGCAAGCCAAGGUUGCUGAGGCACAGAAGGCGGCUCGCGGAAUUGGAUACUUGAACGGAAGUAAUGGCAACGAGGGAGUAGGCGCUGUGGACGACUUCUACCGGAGCUAUAUGGGUCGCAGAUAG
Cyphellophora europaea CBS 101466 is the source of this 1971-nucleotide messenger RNA. RefSeq lists its product as uncharacterized. Bases 1 to 1971 code for a protein of 656 amino acids. NCBI's taxonomy places the organism in Eukaryota, Fungi, Ascomycota, Eurotiomycetes, Chaetothyriales, Cyphellophoraceae. Gene Ontology annotation, molecular function: phospholipid binding; structural constituent of nuclear pore. Gene Ontology annotation, biological process: RNA export from nucleus; protein import into nucleus. The transcript has 2 exons. Gene Ontology annotation, cellular component: nuclear pore; nuclear pore central transport channel. The record is from RefSeq and is a predicted model, not a curated record.